AUGGUUCUCAAUGUCGCCGCGAUGCUCACACGCUUGGAAGACCAAGCAAUCUCCGACCGCGUCUUCCUCGACCAGUGCCUCGACGACUACCCUGAGGUCGCUGAACACCAAGACAACAUCCCCGAUUCGUCAUGUCCGGUCCUGGACAGAGUCAGCAACGACUCCGGCGAAGAAGGCGUACGAGUCAUGACGAACUUUACCCGGCGUGAGUUUGACGUGCUCUGGGCCGUGGCGGAGCUCCCACUCAAGGCGCGUUGGAACGACGGCCGCGGGUCCAAAUCGAAGACAACACCAAUGGACGCCCUCUUCAUGACAUUGACAGUGCUCAAGCACUACGACACCUGGGAGAAGCACGCGUUGGACUUUGGGUUCAAAGCCCCCACGUUCCAAAAGCUAAUUCUCCGAGUUGUCGAAGUGGUGAUGCCUGUCUUUUACGCCGAGUUUGUUAAGAUGCCCAACAUGUCGGCGUUGCGCGCACAAGGCCAUACCUUUGGAAACUAUCCCUACGCCCUCUACGCUACCGUCGUAAAGUUCCAGUCCACCGAGCGACCGGCCGGACGCCAUGGCGAAGCCAAGCCGUACUUUAGUGCGAAGCACAAGUUGUACGGCUUAAAGAUUGAAGCGUCCGUCUCCCCCCAAGGCCUUCUUGUGGACAUGAGCGAAGCCCACCGUGGAGCCGUUGCGGAUCUGACCAUCAUGCGGUCACGCAUGGAUCAGCACAUUGGAGCCCUAGCCAAGUCGGACAACGAGCUCAGCAUCUUGGAUCAUGGAGAGCAAAGGUACUACGGCGCUUCGGUGGACGUCCGUGCAAUUCAUCCCAAGAAGAACCCGCCGCGUGGCAUGUUGGACCCUGAUGACGUCGUGCGGAAUCGUCGUGUGUCGUCCGAUCGUGUUGUGAGUACCAAGUUCUAUGAUGAGAUUCAGCGUCUCACGUUUGCAUUGACGAACUUUCAUGUAUCGUUGAUGCCUCUGUGGGAAGCGGACAGACACUGGUACCGCUCUGUGUUUGCGCGCUAUGAGUCUAUGGUCCAGGCUACGGCGGCGAAGCGUGCGGAAAGUCAGCGGAAGUCGUGUCUUCGUCGCAUGCAACGAAUUGCGUUGACAGUGAGUCGUGGUCGUAACCACUCUCAUGUUUUCACGUCUCCGUAA
This is a messenger RNA of Aphanomyces astaci, 1149 nucleotides long. RefSeq lists its product as hypothetical. Bases 1 to 1149 code for a protein of 382 amino acids. The record is from RefSeq and is a predicted model, not a curated record. Lineage: Eukaryota; Oomycota; Saprolegniomycetes; Saprolegniales; Verrucalvaceae. The transcript is spliced from 3 exons.